Messenger RNA from Danio aesculapii, 1200 nucleotides. Its product is annotated as EF-hand calcium-binding domain-containing protein 7-like. NCBI's taxonomy places the organism in Eukaryota, Metazoa, Chordata, Actinopteri, Cypriniformes, Danionidae. The record is from RefSeq and is a predicted model, not a curated record. The transcript has 9 exons. The coding region runs from base 1 to 1113 and encodes 370 amino acids. Gene Ontology annotation, molecular function: calcium ion binding.
AUGAAGAGUCGGCCAAAUUGGGAUUGGCAUCAUACUUUUAUGAGAGGCUGUUUUUAUCUGGAAGACGAUGGAGCGAUUGUUUCUCUCCAGUAUCGCCUCCAUGUCCCACAAACUACCAGUGUCUACCUGACCAUACGACCCCUCAACCUUAGCCCGAUUCCUGACAACCCUUCACCCUGGAUGUGUGUGGACACAGCUCUAUAUGUGCUGACAGGAAAUGAGACAAAAGAAGAUUCAAACAUGGUUUGCUUUACUGAGUUAAGGGAUAAGGAGAGGUUUCUGUGGAGGGGAGAGCUCAGCGCUGGUUCAUAUCUGCUUAUGCCCUUCACCACCGGCUGCAGACUGAAGAGGACGCGGAAGAACAGCACUAAAACUGCUCAACUAGUCAACCGCAUGCAGUCUGGAGAGCUGGAGCUAACCAAACAGUUCAAGGCGGUGUUGUCUGACAUCUUUGAAGUGAUUGAUUUGGAUGGCAGUGGUCUGCUGAGUCUAGAAGAAUACAAUUUCUUUGAGCAGAGAACCAGUGGAGAGAAAUGUGACGAGGAUGCGUGGGCCAUCUGUAAAGAAAACUUUGACACUAAGAAAAAUGAAUUAACUAGACAAGGUUUCUUGGAGCUUAACCUUAUGGAGGCGAAUGAUCGCGAGGGAGACCCCAGUGACUUGUGGCUCACCCUGGAGGCCAUGGGCUACAACCACAGCUUGGAGAUGGUGGAGUCCUGCCCAUUUGUCAUUGACGUCUACUGUGAGGAUGUCAAAGCAACUCUUCAGGCAGUUCAUUUGGAUUCUGGGAUCAAGAUGUUGAAUUCUGCUGUACAGAGAUCCAUCACAUCUAAAGCAGAGGCUAGAGCUCUGAAGGGCCAUGAGAAUGUGCUGGUUUACACAUACAAAGGAGAGAGCAGGAUUUCAUCGGUCAUUGCUAAUAAGUCCAAUCAGAAGGUGACGGUGCACAUCAACAAUGAGCAAAGCAAAAACUCUGUGAGCAGCAGAGGCAUGAGUGUGUUUGCAGUGGAAGUUCCUGCUAGAACUAAAAUGGUUUGUCAGCACGUCAUGGCAUUAAAUGAUCAACAGGAAUGGACUUACAACUGCACUGAGAGCAUUAUACCAAGUUUGUAAAUGCUGCAGUAGUGACAUUUAUUAUGAGGCAACAAAGAAAGUAGUAACAUAAUAUGGGUUGCUUGUUAUGAUUAUUGCAAACAUUUU